Messenger RNA from Peromyscus leucopus (white-footed mouse), 3307 nucleotides. RefSeq names its product zinc finger protein 672 (gene Znf672). Gene Ontology annotation, molecular function: RNA polymerase II cis-regulatory region sequence-specific DNA binding; DNA-binding transcription factor activity, RNA polymerase II-specific. The coding region runs from base 857 to 2263 and encodes 468 amino acids. NCBI's taxonomy places the organism in Eukaryota, Metazoa, Chordata, Mammalia, Rodentia, Cricetidae. Gene Ontology annotation, biological process: regulation of DNA-templated transcription. The transcript is spliced from 4 exons. The record is from RefSeq and is a predicted model, not a curated record.
GACUGAGGGCCUCAAGGCAGGGCGGGCGGGGCCGCGACCCUCGACGGCCGCCGCCUCCCGUCAACCCGGGGUCGAGCGGCCGGACCGGAGGGCGACGAACGGCGCAGGCGCGGCGGGCCAGUGCGCCUGCGCAGGCCGCUUAAGACGGCCGUGCUGUCCGGCCGCGCGCCCGCAGAGUCGUCCGCCCGACGGAGCGGGUCACGGGGCGCCGACAGCCUCGGGCCUGAAGGGACGGCCUCAGGAGACCCGAGGAAGCGGGUGCUGCGCGCCGUGUGGCUUCAGUGCUUCCGCGCCCCGCAGUUUCGCGUCACUCGGGGGGUGGGGGGGCACGGGCGCACGCCUGUGGCUAAGGAAGGGCCGCGUGCGCCUACGCGGUGGGAAAGGGUUCCGGGGGCCGAACGGGAAAGCCAGAAAGACCUGGCAGGCUGCAGUGGGAUAGCCGUCGGCCAGUAAGCCCCCGAGUCAGGGUCUGCUUAAAUAAGGACGGCCCUGAAGAGUAAGUCGCGAGUGCUUCACGACUUGAGUUCUCAGGGAGCAAUUUGUUUCAGGAGCAACAAGGCAAAAUUGUCUUUACUUCUUCAUUUUAUCUAAGGUUUCUACCCCAGGAACAGACCUCUUUGCUCAUAUAAUGGGAUGAGCCAGAGUUGUUGCAGCCAGUGCUGAACUCAGGGUGACCUCCCUGCAGGGAUCACAAUGAUGAGUCCAGCUGCUGCCUGCCUUUGGAACAGCAGGGACAUCUGCUCUUGAAAGAAGAAACCAAGGAAUCUGCAGACCAGUUUUCAAGGCCACAGCCUUUCCCCUCUGGUACUUUCCGGACCUUAAAACUAGAAAUUACUGACUAGGAAAGGCGGACAUCAUGUUCACAGCGCCUGGCGUGGCGGCGGUUGGCGGAAGGCCUUAUUCCUGCAGUGAGUGUGGCAAAAGCUUUCGGUACAGUGCAGUGCUGCUGCGGCACGAACGUGCCCAUGGUGGUGACAAACGUUUCCGCUGUCUCGAGUGUGGUGAACGCUGUGCUCGAGCCUCAGACCUGCGUGCACACAGGCGGACCCAUGCUGGCCAGACCCUCUACGUCUGCAGUGAGUGUGGCCAGAGCUUCAGUAACAACAGCCUGCUGGACCUACACUUGGGGACACACCGAAGGCGUAGCCACACCUGCCCUUGCCGCCUCUGUGGCCGUCGCUUCCCUCACAUCCCUGCACUACUGCUACAUCGGGUCCGACAGCACCCACCUGAGAAGCCCCACCGCUGCCCACUGUGUGCCCGCUCCUUUCGGCAGAGUGCUCUUCCUUUUCACCUGGCACGGGUGCACCCCCCAGAGACCACCACUGCCACUGCUCCUCCUCCCAGCCCGCUGCACCACUGUACACAAUGCCCGCGGGCCUUUCAUAGCAGUGCUGGGCUGCGGAACCAUUCCCGCAUCCACGUCGUCCUCAGCCUCAGCGACCCUGGCGCUGAGGCCCACCAGUGUGGUGUGUGUGGUAAGAGCUUCAGCAAGAGUUCCACACUCACACGACACCUCCAGAGGCACUCGGGGGAGAAGCCCUACAAGUGCCCUGAAUGUGGCAAGGGCUUCUUGGAGAGUGCCACGCUGGUGCGGCACCAGCGAACACACACUGGAGAAAAGCCAUACGCAUGUAGCGACUGCGGGCGCUGCUUUAGCGAGAGCUCCACACUGCUGCGCCAUCAGCGCAGCCACCAGGGUGAAAGGCCCCACGUGUGCCCUACUUGUGGCAAGGGCUUUGGACAACGAUAUGACCUUGUGGUGCACCAGCGCAGCCACACGGGGGAGAGGCCUUUCCCGUGCCCAGAGUGCGGCCGGGGCUUCACAGACCGCUCAGACCUCACCAAACACCUGCGCACACACACUGGGGAAAAGCCUUACCACUGUGAGCUGUGUGGCAAGCGAUUCACCUGCAUCUCCAACCUCAAUGUGCAUUUGCGCAAUCAUGCCGGCCAUAAACCACACAAGUGCCCAGAGUGUGGCAAGUCCUUCAGUGUUGCUUCCAAGCUUGCACUGCACAGAAAAACACACCUAGGUGAGCGGACAGCAGAGUGCAUGGAGUGUGGCAAAUUCUUUAGCCAUGGCCGGUCACUGUCACAGCACCAGCGGUCCCACAGACGUGCUAGAGCAGCUGCAAUGGCAGCCACUACCACCACUGCUGUAGUCACUGAGGUGACAGUAGGUCCUCCCCUUGCCCUCACAGGGCCAACAGAACAGGAGAGAUCGGGGCUCCUAGUGUCUCCAUUUCAGGAAACUUGCUAAGAGGGCCCCAUAAGGUGGCUGGGUGAAUACACAUUCAACCCUGAGGAAAAGACAGCUCAGAUGGUUUGGAAGCCAGACCUACUGCUGUUGCAUUGUUGCUAGGUACUCACCUAGGUUGCCUUGUCUCUAAACCAAGAUCCCUAACAGCUCUUCCAUCAUCCAUCCUUGUAUUCCCCAGCUCAAAGUCCUAGGAGUCAAGGAACCAAUACCACAGCCCUAUGCAAGACAGAUGGGGUGUUCUGUGUUCUGUUGAUGCCACUCUGCUCUCCCUUGUUGGUGUUGGGCCUGAGCUCUUCUUUCUUGGCUCUUCAGGCAACAUAUUGGUCAGUUAGGUCUCUUGUUUCUUACCUGCCUGUUAGUCUCUACUGCUUUCUCUUGCUUGAGACAUAGUUGCAGAGGUGAAACACAGGCAGCGUGGAAGGGUGGAAUGGCUCCCUUCACUAAAGGACCAAGAUCUGUGGCAAGUUACUCCCUUGAAGAGUAAAACACAAGAGUAGGCACUCAUCAGCCUGGCCAUCCAUAUGCCCUUUUACAAGAUGCCUCUUAGGGCCCAGCAAAAGGGUUCAGCAGGUAAAGGCACCAGCUGACAACCUGAAUUUGAUCCCUUGAACCCACACAUGUACCAUCCAUGACACAUGUGCACACAUAAAGAACUAACCCUCCCCUCCCCUAACAAAUGCCUCUUAGGACAAUUUUCUCUAGCCAGGUAAGAAAUGUUUGCCUUGGGAUGCAGCCCAAGACUGUGUAAGUCCAUAAAGCCCAGUGACACCAUGUGAAACAAAAGAAUGUUUUUUCCAGAUGAAGCUUCAAGGCAUGAGGAAACAAGUUCCCUGGAGUCCUGGGCAAGGGCAGGAUGUAAAGCCUGGAAUUGGUCAAUGACUGCUUAUAGCUGGUAACAUUGCUAUUUGUUUGGGUUUGUGACACCAAGCACCCCUUUGUCAAAAUGAGUUCCAAGCUCUCAUCCCUUUUGGUGGUGGUUUCUUCAUUGCUGUGACAAAUGCCUGAGAAAAUCAACUUAAAGAUUUAUUUUGGCUCGCGGUUUCA